UGUUGCCACUUUAUUAUGGCGGUUUAUAAAUCUGGUUAUUGAAAUAAAUCUUCCGAUGAAAAAUAUUCUGAAAGAAGUUGUCAAAGAAAUGACAUGUUUUUGGUGGUGCUGUCAGAGCGUGUAAUAUCGUUUUGUACUACCGGGCUCUGUGUAAAGUACAAGUGCCGAGAUAGGGCCCUUUACUCAUAGAGCAAUAGGUGGGAUGAGCGCGCGGCUGGUGUGCGCGCUGCUCGCGGCGCUGCUGUUGCGCGCGCGCGCUCAGGAGUGCGCGCCAGGCACAGGCCAGUUGGCGCGACCUUGCCAGCCAAUCAUCACCACCACCAGCGAAGACGCUGACCUUGAUGAAGAGAGCGACUCUGCACCUUUCAUGAUAGUGGUAGAGCACGCGGACGGGUGGCGGUGCGCGGCGUCUUUGGUGUCGCUGCGUACGGGCGUGACGUCGGCGAGGUGUGCGCGCGGGCGGGCUCAUCUGACGCAAGGUCGCAUCAGCGAACAGACGCCGCAAGAGUUAUGGGCGCUGGCUGCGGCGCAGCUGGCGCGUCGCGUGCCCGGGGACAACCUCGAGGGCUUCGGUUCGCGCCCCGCCUCGCCCGCCUCUACGGCCCGCCGCGUCGCGCGUAUCGCGCUCGCUGGUGAUCGAAGACGAGGAGAAGAUCCGCUGCUGGACGACCUGGCGGUGCUGGAGCUGGAGUCGCCGUUCGGGUCGUCGGCGCGCGCGCGUCCUAUCCUUAUGGCGACGUCGCGCACCGAGUGCGAGAAGGAAACGGCGUGCCACGCGGUGCGCGCGGUGGCGGGUGCAGGCGCUCACCGCGCGCGCUUCCGCGUCGUGGACGCUGCGCUCGUAGCGGAGGCGCACUGCGCCACGCGCGUCCCUCACUGGGCGGACGUGCGCGAUCGCGCGUUUUGUUUUUCCGGUGAGGAGCUAUGUUCAAACGACCGGGGCACGGGCGUGGUGUGCGGCGGCAAGCUGUGCGGCGUGCUGAGCGACUCUGUGUCGCAGGAGGGGCGGCACGCGGCCGGCUGCGGCGACACGCACGUCGCCAUGAGCGUGGCUCGCUGGCGCGCCUUCCUGCACUGCGCCCACACACUGCGCGCCUGCGGACGGGGCGACUGCGAAUCGCUGUGCAGCGAACACCGGCUACUCAACACCGAGCCCACCACAGACCUGAGCACGCACGUCGACUCCACACCUUCUAGCGUAGUGCCAGCGGCGCCGCACCGCAGCUCGCCCGCGGACGAGCUUUACUCUUACUCUUCGGACGUGGUGAUGCUCGCCUCCGCCAAGCCGGACGCGCGCUUUCCCUUCCGCCCCGCACACGAAUUUGAGCCCAACCGACCCGACUUCAAGUUAUUGGAACGUGUCCAGGCCGGCGAGUACGGAGACAACGCGGCAGACUACGAAGAGCCGGCGCCGACGACGCGGCGGCGCGCCAUGUCCGUGUCGCGCUCGGUGUCGCGCGCACUGCACACGGUCACGCGCACGCACCCCACGCCCUCCCCCUCCAAGGAGCCCCCCGCCGAGUCCCUGCGUGCCGCCGCCGCACAUCCCCGACCCCGUCCCCUCUCCACCUGCUUCUACUUGCUAAUGUUAACAAACAUCUUCUAUAUUACAUAACUAAUUACGAAUGCGAGAACCAUAUGUCUCCUAAAUUUUACAAGUUUUUGUGUUUAAUUUCUUGUGAAUAAUAUAAUUUUUAGU
Messenger RNA from Papilio xuthus (Asian swallowtail), 1699 nucleotides. RefSeq lists its product as uncharacterized. The record is from RefSeq and is a predicted model, not a curated record. NCBI's taxonomy places the organism in Eukaryota, Metazoa, Arthropoda, Insecta, Lepidoptera, Papilionidae. Bases 203 to 1615 code for a protein of 470 amino acids. Gene Ontology annotation, biological process: proteolysis. The transcript is spliced from 7 exons. Gene Ontology annotation, molecular function: serine-type endopeptidase activity.